GAUGGAGACAAGUUCUGGAGGAUGCCGGAGUGCUACAUUCGGGGCAGCACGAUUAAAUACCUGCGGAUCCCCGACGAAAUCAUUGACAUGGUGAAAGAAGAGGUGGUGUCCAAGGGCAGAGGCCGCGGCGGGAUGCAACAGCAGAAGCAACAGAAGGGCCGCGGUGUCGGAGGUGCUGGGCGAGGUGUGUUUGGCGGCCGUGGCCGAGGUAUACCAGGCAGCGGAAGAGGCCAGCAGGAAAAAAAGCCGGGCAGACAAUCGGCGAAGCAGUGA
Messenger RNA from Apaloderma vittatum (bar-tailed trogon), 273 nucleotides. RefSeq names its product LSM4 homolog, U6 small nuclear RNA associated (S. cerevisiae) (gene LSM4). The record is from RefSeq and is a predicted model, not a curated record. Gene Ontology annotation, molecular function: U6 snRNA binding. The transcript has 2 exons. The annotation marks the transcript as partial. Lineage: Eukaryota; Metazoa; Chordata; Aves; Trogoniformes; Trogonidae. Gene Ontology annotation, biological process: P-body assembly; spliceosomal snRNP assembly; RNA processing. Gene Ontology annotation, cellular component: spliceosomal tri-snRNP complex; P-body; U6 snRNP.